Messenger RNA from Neofelis nebulosa (Clouded leopard), 2271 nucleotides. RefSeq lists its product as uncharacterized. The transcript has 5 exons. Bases 1 to 954 code for a protein of 317 amino acids. The record is from RefSeq and is a predicted model, not a curated record. NCBI's taxonomy places the organism in Eukaryota, Metazoa, Chordata, Mammalia, Carnivora, Felidae.
AUGGAUCCCACUCCAGGGAGGUUUAAUUUUCAAGACGAGGCUACUAGUGUUCUUGAGCACAACAUAAGCUUUCCGCAGCGUGAAACCAGUGAGGCCCAAACGCCACCCUCCCCCCCAUUCCGUAGUGUCACGGGCGCGCAGUGGGUGACAGCAGACCCCAGCACAAAACAAAGGAGUGGCCCAGGACAUGGAAACUACAUCCCAGCGAACGGUGCCGGAUUCUCCAACAAGCCUUACACAGAACAGAGCCUCCUCUCAGCUACACCGCGCGUUUAUACGAAGGGGAAGGAACAGUCCCUGGGGAUCCCAACCAGCCGUCUGGACGAGGCCCGUGACCUUUGUGAGCACAGCUCCGACAGGUCCGAGUACCUAGGCGCGGAACAGGUGCCCCGCUCCGAAGAGCUUUCAGCCCGCGCAGGUCCUGCGGAAGAGGCCGGACACGGUCCCCGGGACCGCCCCGCAGGAGGCGUGGCCAACGUCUGCACCGCCCCUCCAGGGCCGCGAGCCUGGCCCUCCCCCGCGGGGGCGGUGCCUCGAGGCUCCCUGGACUUUGCGCGCAGGCCCAGGGCAGCGAAGCACGCCUCCUGGAACCGCCGGUUUCCUGCGCUUCCCGAGGUGAGACCCCCCUGCCCGGUGCUGCUGCUCCUGCCCGCUCAGUCUCCGGGCAGCGCCCUCCGCUGCGGAAUGAGUUGGAAGGAUUUUUCACAGAGGGUGAUGGAGUUACAUCGGAACCCCUUGCUGGAUUCUUCAGUGCUCUGGUGUGACGUUGUCCUGGCUGAAGCUGAACCUCUGGCCUUGCUCACAGGGAAAUGGGGAAGGUGGCAUCAACGGAUCAGACUUCCCUGUCCAGAAGGAUCUGUGUCCUUUUUCCUCAUAUGUCUCCUGCCCAGCUGGCCAGAGCAGUGUUUGAGCCUUUGUAUCUGCGUGAGAAGUUAUUCUACAGUGAAUGUCUAAAUAUCUUAGAAUUUUUCUUUUGCUACUCCAGAAUCUCCUUGUAGGGAAUAAGUAAAUUUUUUUGUUUCCGAAGCAUUAUAUUGGACCUGGCAUAUUUAAUAUGAUCAAUCCUCAAGUCGAAGAAGACAAAAUGCAAGUUUGAAAUUAUUUUAAAGCGAUAAAAACCUAAAUUAUUUAUCAGUUCCACAGUCUAAGUGGACACUGCUCUCAAGGCAGUAUGACAUUUGCAAACAGCGUGAACUGUCACUUACUAGCUGCCUCAUCACGGGACAAACGUUUAACCCUAAAGUUGUCUCUUCAGCUGUAAAUAUGGGAAGGAGAAGAUCGAUUCUGUAAGAAGACUCAGGCCACCCUGGUCAUGUGUUGGUGACCUACAUCUACAGUAAGAACCGUUUGCUUGAAUCAAGACUCCAGUAAUGGCACAGUCGAGAGGAAUCUUGGGAUGGAUGGUGGAUGAUGAACGCGCUUUAGACUGACAGCCUCUGAAGUCUGGAACAGUCAAGAUGGAGGGCCCAGAUAAACUGCCUGGGCCACAAACGGAUGUUUGUCUCUCCAGCUCGUGGUUAAACAGAUAAAAAAAAAAAAAAAAGGAUUCCUAUAAGUGAAGACUUUCAUUUUUACUAUUAGUGAUGUAUUUGCGGAAAUUUUUCUUAGUAACCUGAAAAACUUAGAGUUUUCUUUUUUUCAAAUGUUCUUUGUUAUCAUUCUUAUAUGUUUUACACUGUGACCUCGUGGACUACUUUCUCUGAGACUUUCAUGUUCUCAACCAUAUGCUCAAAAUACAGCUCUGUAUUUCAAUUUUCAGAGACUCCCUUCUCUCAUUAACUGCAUUUGGACAUAUGGUUCUUUCGAAGCUCAGACCUCUGUCACUCUAACUGCUACAAGAGGGCUCAUUUCGUUUUUCUCAAAAGUCUUUCCUUUUCUUACCUCAACCUCACUUCCUAACUUCAUAGGCAUCUCAAGCUGUGUUAAGUCCUCAAAGAAUAAUUUUAAGGAAGCAUUGGAUUUAGGACAGGUAAAGAGGCAAAGACUAACAUGUCUUCUAGCAGUAGGCAAACCCAACCCCAAGUCAUAUUACUGUUCGGCUACAGGAAUUCAGAAGGAUACAUAAUAUCACCCAUAUGGCAUGUUCAGGUCAGCCUGCAUUUCAAUAACGGAUAAAAUUCUCAUUUACUUUGGAAGAAUGAAUGUCAUCCCCCACCUGCUCCAUUUGCUAAUGAUCAUCCAGCAAUGCUUGUGGCCACAGAGAUAUAAGACAGCAGAAUCUAAAGGCACUAGACCCAUAUGCUUAAUUGUUUCAGGAAAAAAAACGAAACA